Molecule: messenger RNA, 3121 nt
Organism: Peromyscus maniculatus bairdii (prairie deer mouse)
Lineage: Eukaryota; Metazoa; Chordata; Mammalia; Rodentia; Cricetidae
Gene: Armc2
Product: armadillo repeat containing 2
Biological process (GO): sperm axoneme assembly; cilium organization
Molecular function (GO): protein binding
Source: RefSeq, a predicted model, not a curated record
GUCGCUGCUGCCUUGGAGGACCAGCUGAUCUCCCUCCGCGAGGGUCUGUGUGUCCAGCCCUCGUCACAGGUGCUCAGAGUUGAGCCCGGAGUCUCCUUCUCAGCACCAACUCCAGCGCAUCCCGCAUCGCAUCGCUCGGCGGCGGCGCCGAGGGUCUGCAGGCUGACCGCCCCGCCUGCAGCAGAAGGGUGUGUCUCUGAAGACCGUUUUAAGUUGAAAGGAAAGAUGCUGUCAUCCAAUGAUCAGAAGUUAGAAAAGCUGGAUCCCUUUCAUCGACCUCUGCUGUCCAAGCAGAAGACUAGUGCGGAAAUCAUAAAUGAAGCGCGGAAUGCCUUAAGAUCGGUUAGAACCCAGAGACCAUUUACACCCCGGGAAGACCAGAGGAAGCUGUUUGGGCCCGCCUCAUCAAGAACCCCAGAAAACAGACCUCCCUCCUCCUUCAGCCUUCAUGCGUCCAGCUUUGAGUUAGCUGACUCCAGGCCCAUCUCUGGCACCCGCCUCAGCCCACUCGAGCUGAAACCCAGAGCUCCAGCAUCUCCCACCACGGAGGAGGAUGCCUGUCCGUCCCUCCCGAAACCUCCCCUGGACCCUGUGAAGAUAAGAAGGAUAAGUGGUGGGCGGUCGCGCUUCUACAGGGCUGCGUCCCAGGGAACUCUUCUGCCUGACCGAUCUCCUGCUGCUGCCCCCUCAAAGACCACGGAGGACUCCAAAGAGACUGUUUCCGUGGAGAAUUCUGCGGCAAAAAUAAAUGGGACUUAUUUAACAGCAUCAAAUGCCAUUGGUCAUUUAAAGAGUCACCCACCCCAACGUACUUACGACCAAGGCUUCAGAGAAACCAAAGAAGUGUCCAAGGAACCAUCAUCUCAUCUCCGGAGCGGCGGAAGUGAUGCUGCUCACAUGAGGCAUCGUGGGGCCAACCUCACCCCUGGCCAGGACUCGGAGAGAGCGGGCAGGGACCAGGGGAAGCGGCCUGCCAGGGCCUCCUCGUGUCCUAGCAGCUCAGACCUGAGCAGGCUGGAAACCAGAGCAGAUUCCUUUGCAGCCUCGAGAGCCAGCUUACAGGAACAGGAGACAGAAAUAGAAGUCGAUGAAGUCUUUUGGAAAACACGGAUUGAGCCGCUUCUGCAUGAAUUAGAAAAGGAAGACAUCGAGGCCGUGUGUGCCACUUGCUCGCAGCUCCAUCACGCGUUGGAGGAAGGGCGCAUGCUCGGCAGGAAGUUCCAGGGAAGAAGCGUCCUGCUGAAGACCCUGUAUAAACUGGUGGAUGCUGGCUCGGACUCGCUCAGCCUCAAGCUUGCCAAACUCAUCCUGGCACUAAAAGUGAGCAGGAAGAAUCUUCUGAAUGUCUGCAAACUGGUAUUUAAAAUCAGCAGGAGUGAGGAGAAUGACGUCCUGCUGCAGAAUGACAACAUCCUGGAAUCGCUACUGGAGGUGCUGAGGGGUGAAGACUUGCAAAGUAACACUGAGGCUUUUUUGUACUGCAUGGGGGCUCUGAAAUUCAUUUCCGGGAGUCCGGCAUUUCUUCCCGAGAUGAUCGGCAAAGGUGCCGUGGAAAUAUUGACAAAGUUGAUACGGCAAACGAGCGAGGACACAAAGAAACGCGGCGCGUGCCUGCCUAACGCAGGCAACUUGCUGGUCCAGACAACUGCUACGCUGAGAAACUUGGCCGACUCACCGCUGACGAGAAGCAGGCUCCUGAAGGUCGGGGCCUUCCCCCCGCUCUGCACAGUGAUGGAGCAGUACAUGGACGACAAGGAUGUCUGCACCAACAUCGCCAGAAUAUUUAGCAAACUGACAUCUUACCAUGACUGCUGUGCAGCCCUGGCAAGCUAUUCCAGAUGCUAUGUCUUGUUUCUGAGUCUACUGAACAAAUACCAGAAGAAACAGGAUUUAGUAAUUCGCAUUGUUUUUAUCCUUGGCAACCUGACAGCAAAGAAUAACCAGGCCCGGGAAGUUUUCUCCAGGGAACGAGGGAGCAUCGAAACUCUGCUCACGUUGUUUCAGAACUUCUACCAACUUGACCAGCACCCCCCAAGGCUGGGGCCCUCAGGAGCCAGUCCGGCAGCGGAGGCUGAGGACGUGCUGGUCAAGCUGACCCGCGUCCUGGCCAACGUAGCCAUUCACCCGCGCAUCGGCCCAGUGCUGGCCGCCGAUCCUCGGGUGGUGGACCUGUUGCUGACCACGCUGGAAUCCAAGUCACUGGGCGACUGUGAGGAGCUGGUGAUCAACGCCACGGCAGCCCUCAACAACCUGUCAUUCUAUCAAGUGAAGAGCUCCGUCCUGCAACACAGAAAGCUGUAUGUCGCCGAACUGCUCUUAAAGCUCCUCGUGAGUAACAACAUGGAUGGCAUCCUGGAGGCCGUGCGGGUCUUUGGAAACCUCUCCCAGGACCGUGACGUCUGCAAUUUCCUCAUGCAGAAAAAUGUGCACAAGUUCAUGAUCGCGCUGCUGGAAGCCAAGCAUCAGGACAUUUGCUUUGCCGCCUGUGGGGUUCUCCUAAACCUCACCGUGGAUAAAGACAAGCGUGCCAUUCUGAAAGAAGGUGGAGGCAUUAAAAAGUUAGUGGACUGCUUAAGAGAGUUUGGUCCCGGCGACUGGCAGCUGGCCUGUCUGGUGUGCAAGACCCUGUGGAACUUCAGCGAGAAUAUCACAAGCGCAUCACUGUGUUUUGGAGAUGAAGAUGCCAACAGGCUCCUGGUCCUCCUGUCGUCGUUUUUAGAUGAAGAACUGGCCCUGGAUGGCAGUUUUGACCAAGACCUAAGAAGCUAUCACAGACUCCACUGGGAAACAGAAUUCAAACCUGUGGCCCAGCAGCUUCUGAAGCGAAUCCAGAGUCACCACACGCCCCUAGAGCCCCUGCCCACGCCCUCUUUCUAACAUGACACAGUCUAAAGGCAGAUCUGGGGAGUCAGGCCUCCCUCAUUCCCGGGAAGUGGUAAAAGCAUGGCCGUUUCUCAGUGUUAACACAUGUGGAGCAUUUAAAAAAUACUGAUUUUAGUGAAUAGCCUAAGCAUUUUUGAAAGAAGUAAGCAUUUCUUCCUUUUCUAGAUAUUAUGGAAAAAUGAAUAUAUAUAUUUUCUGCUAUGAGAGAUGUGAGAUGGAAAUAUAUGCAUUUUUAAGA